AUGGUCAAAGGCCUUGGGGAUUUCUUGGAGGGGAGGGCCACUCUGCGCGAAUGGUGGCUCGACAUAGGAACUACCGAGGCAGGUCAACAGGAGGAUUCAAAAGACAGUUUAAAAGAUGAAGAAGCGCAGCACAAUAAGAAGGGCGAACUGAACCCGGAUUUGGAACCAGCGUCAGCACCCAAAGAGCGGAUAUCUGCCCAGGGAGCCAUAGAGCCUGAAGUCAUGAUGGAACCUAAAGUCGCAGAUCAGUUCGGAUCCCUAGACAGCUCUUUAUGCUCGUCUCAUCCCAAACCUGCGGUAGAAGCUCCUUCCAAAGGCCAAGCUGAUGCCACAGUUGGAUCGCGACCAGUCUUGUCAAAGCAGAGAGGGGGUGUUCAACCGCUCAUGCCAAAUACCUCCGCGACGCUUGACGGUGCACAUAACGUGUUCCCUACACCAAACAGAGGAGAGGACCAGCAUCCAGGCAACUUAAAACAAAGCCCGAGGACACUGAAGGUAGAUUGGCAGGAAGCUCAGCUUUCUAAAAACAUCAAAGAGAUGUUCUCGCGUGCCAGUAACAUUAUCCGGGAUUGCAUCGAGGUUGAUGGGACAAUCUUUCUAGAUGCUAGUAUCGGUGUGUUUGGAGGAGACAUAGACGAGUCGCAUACGACACAUGGUCCAUCAGAACUCAUGGGAGGGCAAAACCAAGAGUAUAAUGCAUCAAGCGCGGAAAAUGCUGGUAAUUCAGAGUCAUUGGAAGGAAGCCUUGCCGAUAGGAAUGGCAGUCAACGACCAAAGAAAACAUUGCAUGAUGGGGACGAUGACGACGAUGACUACCAACAAAAGACCUGUGGGGUACUAGGAUUUUCGAUAGGAGGAAAAUCCAGCUUGCGGGGGGAUGAGGCUUCUGAAGGAUAUAAUCCAGUCGCCGAAGCAUUUCUCCAGAAGCUUCUUCACAAGUACCCCCAUGGACAUGUAUUCAACCUCGACGAGGGAGACCCCAGGAAGAACGACCAGGUUUCGCAACCACGAAGCCGAAAAUCCAGAAAAUCCACCAAACAGGCGGAAGCGAAAGCUCUUCUUCAGAUGCUUCCUGGUGCUCUCAGUGUCGUGUUAUUUCCGUUAUGGGAUUCUCAUCGAGGACGAUGGUUCGCGGCAAGUUUUGUCUGGACUACUCGAUCAACACGGACACUCACACAUCCUGAAGACUUAAGCUAUCUCGCUGCUUUUGGAAACAGCAUCAUGGCGGAUGUUGCUCAACUAGACACAAUGGCUUCAGAUCGAGCCAAGUCGGACUUUAUCUCGUCCAUCAGCCAUGAACUCCGCUCCCCCCUUCAUGGCAUCCUUGCCUCUGUAGAGUUUCUACAGAAUACAACGGUAGAUUUGUUCCAGAACAGCAUGAUUGACACCAUCGAAAGAUGUGGAAGGACUCUUCUGGACACAAUCCAACACGUGCUAGACUUUGCAAAGAUCAAUAAUUUCACUAGGCCCAAAACGAAUAAGCAAACUGAUGAAGGGUCAUCUAGCAAAAACCCCCCUUCAAAAAGGAUAGGGUUAAGCGUCGACAUCGAUCUUAGCAUGAUUACCGAGGAUGUCAUCUAUUCUGUGCAUGCAGGCCAUGUAUUUCAAGGCAAUUCCUCGCUCCUAGUAGACGACGAAGUGAGCGGUUUUCCUUCUGAAGGCUUAAGGAGAACUGGGAGCAGCGACAACACUGCGGUACCCGGUCCGCCCGCAUUCGAGAAAAAGCAGCUUGAAACUAUUUUGGACAUUGACUGGCGAUCGAAUUGGGCUUUCAACACACAAUCCGGAGCUUUGAGAAGAGUUGUGAUGAACCUCUUCGGUAAUGCAUUGAAAUACACAGAUGCAGGGUGGGUCAAGAUAUCCCUUCGAUCUGAAGACAUCAAGCCAACAUCACCAUCUCACCCUCACCCUCAACCUCUAGUGUCCAUCAUUACGAUCAUAGUCAGCGAUUCUGGCAGGGGAAUAUCUCAAGAGUUUAUGCACAGUCAUAUAUUUACGCCCUUCACGCAGGAGAACCCCCUGAAUUCAGGAACUGGGCUUGGACUCAGCAUAGUGCUGCAAAUUGUGCGCUCGCUCGGGGGUACAAUCGACAUUACGAAUGUUUCAGAAACAUCUAGCAUGCCUAACAUCAAGCCGGGGGCAUCAUCCCUCAAAGCGUCACUCGAGGACAUGUGCACUAUGUGGUUCAAUAUGAAAGUUACGGCGCCGCAAUCAUGGCAGGCCUCGCCACCAGAUAUUUACAUUGCAAAUGAAAAACCCGAGCCAUAUUGUACGGAUUUUGGAGCUCCAGUUAUUGUACUAUGUUCCAAUGCAUCCGUGUAUCACGCGUACGCUCAGGGCUCCCAACAUGAUGACAAGCGACUUGUCUACUUUAUAUCUAAGCCAGAGCCUUCUGUAGAAAGCGAGCCUUUGUCACCUACCACCGAUGUUAUCAAAGCUAGGAGACGAAACCCCGUGCUCCUCUUAGUUGAGGAUAACGAAAUCAAUAUGAAGCUUCUCGAAACCUUUACAAGGAAGAACGGCUACGAGUAUGACACCGCGGUGAAUGGCCAGUUAGCGCUGGAGGCCUUUCAAAAUGCGCAGUACUUCUAUGACAUUGUGUUCAUGGGUAAGCAAACUAGCAUAUUCAGCGAUGUUGCCAUCCUAACGGGAAAAAAAAUAGACAUCUCGAUGCCAGUCAUGAACGGAAUGGACUCUACGCGAGGCAUUAGAAAAUUAGAGCGUGCGAGAGGGCAGAAACCUGCAACAAUUAUUGCUUUGACCGGACUGGCGUCCGCCGACAUUCGACAGGAGGCGUUCUCCAGCGGAAUGAACCUUUUUUUAACAAAACCGGUCCGUUUCAAUGAGCUCCGGAAGAUUCUGGACGAUUGGAGCCCAGAUAUGGAGCAAGACAUUACAUCACAGAGCAAUGUAGGAACAGAUGAAUGA
Arthroderma uncinatum is the source of this 2928-nucleotide messenger RNA. RefSeq lists its product as uncharacterized. NCBI's taxonomy places the organism in Eukaryota, Fungi, Ascomycota, Eurotiomycetes, Onygenales, Arthrodermataceae. The coding region runs from base 1 to 2928 and encodes 975 amino acids. Gene Ontology annotation, molecular function: phosphorelay sensor kinase activity. Gene Ontology annotation, biological process: phosphorylation; phosphorelay signal transduction system. The transcript has 6 exons. The record is from RefSeq and is a predicted model, not a curated record.